AUGACAGGAGACAGUCAGAUGACGGCAAGGUGCGCUUACAACCCUAAAGUGAUCAACAUCUUCAAGGAGAUGAAGACAAGGAGUUACAACCCUCAAUCUCGCGAGUGGAGUUUUCAUGUCUCCGAGCACGAUGAGCUUGUCAGCAGUCUGAGCAAGUGCAGCAAUGUAAGUGUGAAGCCGCUGCCUGCGACCUUCCUCAAGGCCCUCAGAGAGCUUGAGAGUCAGAGCUCUGCCGUGAGCUCUGAGAUGGUCUCCCUCGAGCAUAUCUGGCAAGCUCUGCCUCCUGACUUGCUCGCCGGGCUUCUGCCGUUUCAGCGCGAGGGGAUCGCGUUCGCCAUCCGGCAUGGGGGUCGGGCGCUGAUAGGGGACGAGAUGGGAUUGGGCAAGACCGUACAAGCCAUCGCCAUCGCCAAGUACUACGAGAAAGAAUGGCCGCUGCUGAUCGUGACCCCAUCCCCUCUCAGACUCGUGUGGAAGCAGGAGCUCAUGAAAUGGCUCAAGGACGUCGAUCACGAAGACGUGAAUGUCAUCAUGUCAGGAAAAGAUCAGAUGGGCGGUAAGAUUACCAUCAUCUCAUACGAUCUCUUCCUUAAAUUCACGGAGGAGCUCUCGAAGAUGAGUAUUAAUGUGCUCAUAGCUGACGAGAGUCACUUCCUCAAGUCGUCCUCCGCAAAGCGCACCAAGGCGAUUCUUCCUCUGAUCCGCAAGGUGAGGAGAGCAAUCCUCCUCACGGGCACGCCAGCUCUCUCCCGCCCCUCCGAGCUCUACACGCAAAUCUCUUCCUUGCGCCCGAAGCUCUUUGGCAGUUGGAACGAGUUUGCCUAUCGCUACUGCGACGCGAAGCCUGGCCGGUGGGCCCUCGACGCCUCGGGAGCCUCCAACCUGUCGGAGCUCCGGUGCCUCCUCAACGACGUGAUGAUCCGACGCCUCAAGUCAGAGGUUCUCACCCAGCUGCCCAGCAAGCGGCGGCAGCAGAUCUGGGUGCAGACGUCCAAGGAGGCGAACGCUGCGUUCAAGAAGAAGCUGGAGGAGAUGCAGAGCCUGAACGCAAUCGUUAUGAACAACCGAGCGGCACCCGAGGAGAGGAAGAACGCCAAGGGGCUGGCACAGCUGCUCAUGAAUCAGCUGUACAAGGAGACGGGAGCAGAGAAGCUGGCGGCAGUGAAGGAGUACCUCGCGACCAUGGUUGAUGGAGGAGGCAAGUUCCUGGUGUUCGGGCAUCACAUCGAGGACGAAGAGCAUCCGCAUCGACGGAGCACGAGCAUGAGCGAGCGAGCGAGGCUGGUCGACGCGUUCCAGAAGGACCCUGACAUAAGCGCUGCUGUGCUGUCGGUGACAGCGGCGGGGACCGGGCUGACUUUCACGGCAGCCAACGCAGUGGUGUUUGCGGAGCUUCAUUGGACUCCAGGAGUGAUGAUGCAGGCUGAGGAUCGAGUGCACAGGAUAGGACAGCAGUACUCAGUGAACAUCCACUACAUGCUUGCAAAGGGAAGCGUUGAUGAUAUCAUGUGGCCGUGCAUCGAAAAAAAACUCAACGUUGUCGGGAACGCGCUGGACGGGCAGGGCGUCGGGAACUUCGGGGGCGAAAGCAUCACUCUCGGUGAGGGAGAGGAGGGGGGAAGGAGCUGA
Messenger RNA from Guillardia theta CCMP2712, 1629 nucleotides. RefSeq lists its product as hypothetical. Gene Ontology annotation, biological process: replication fork processing; DNA repair. NCBI's taxonomy places the organism in Eukaryota, Cryptophyceae, Pyrenomonadales, Geminigeraceae. The transcript has 5 exons. Gene Ontology annotation, cellular component: nuclear replication fork. The record is from RefSeq and is a predicted model, not a curated record. The coding region runs from base 1 to 1629 and encodes 542 amino acids. Gene Ontology annotation, molecular function: ATP binding; ATP-dependent chromatin remodeler activity.